AUGAACAGCAUAACCAAACAACUCCGACGCGAGUUUCGGGACUCUGCACUUUCUCAAGGAGUAUACGUCAUGAAGCCUCUUCAACAUCUCUUUGAUUACCCUGGUAGAAUCAGCUUGCUGUACACUCUAGACAACAAGAAAGAGAAAACGGAAAGGAAAGGGAAGCUACCACCGACAUUACCGAAGCAUCAGAUGCCACUACAAUUAAAGACCCUGGAGUGCAGCCUACACUUAGGACCCAGGGGGGCCAUGCAACCAAGCACACAGUUGACAUUGGACUGUUUUCACAUGGAUCCUCCCAACUUGCCCCUUUACAUGCCGGCAAUGCAAUAUGGAGACUACGAAGUGGUGGAGACCGCUACGGGAGAAGGAAACACAAAGAAACAGCUUCACUUACCACCGGACAUCCUACCACACAACAAGCCUGUCCUCAACUCCAGCUUGGCACCCGUGCAACUCACCCCUGCAAUCCACACCAUAAAGACAAAGCAUGGUCACACCAACAAUAAAGGUACAAUGGUAAAAGCAUUUAAAACGCCAUCCCCACGGGGACCCCUUGACACAGCAAGACCACUUACUUCACCCCUAUUGAGGACCGGGACUAGACGGGUGCCCCGGGGUCUUGGGGGAAUGCCCUGGAGAGCCGUGACCUCAAUGUUCUGGGCAAACAGGACUGUGACCAGAUCAAUGUUUUCCCCGCAAGUUCCCAUAGAGACUUGGAACAAUUCCUUUUUGCGUCAAUAUCUGCAGAACGUUCACUUCUCACUUCUCUCUGAUACAAUCUAUUUUGAUGAGGUCGGGAGCCGCCCAGGGUAUUAUGAUAUUGUCAAUUGGAUAUUCCCUGAUGGUCACACCGUGAUUGGAAACUUCAAUGCUUCUGCACCAGAGAAAGAUCAGCUUUUUAUCAAUACAACAGCAUUCCAGUGGAACCAAAAGUUCAGAAAGAUUCCUCGCUCCACGUGCAGUGAUACCUGUCAGCCGGGCUAUAGAAAAUCUACUCGUCAGGGUGAGCCCAGCUGUUGCUAUGACUGUGUUCCGUGUUCUGAAGGCGAGAUCACUAAUGCAACAGACAUGGAAACCUGCAUUUCGUGCCCUGAAGAUCAGUGGUCCAAUCAAGGAAGAGACACCUGUAUUCCAAGAACUGUAGAGUUCCUCUCUUAUGAAGACCCGAUGGGUGCUGCACUUGCUGCUGUGGCUGUUGUCCUGGUUGUAAUAACAGCAUUAGUGUUGGGACUUUUUAUAUUAAAUUGGGACAGCCCUGUAGUCCGAGCCAAUAACAGGGGCCUCAGCUUCUUGCUCCUCAUUGCCCUCAUGUUAUCCUUCUUCUGCUCCUUGUUAUUCAUUGGGUAUCCUGGGAAAAUUACUUGUAAACUGCGACAAACAGUAUUUGGACUUUUUUUCACUGUUGCUGCCUCUUCUGUCCUGGCUAAAACCAUCACAGUUGUUAUUGCAUUCAAAGCCACAAAGCCUAAUAGCAAAUUAAGAAAGAUAUUAAGGACCAGCAUUUCCUACUGUUUUGUCCUUGUCUGCACAUUGGGUCAGGCUGCUAUAUGCACUGUGUGGUUAAUUACUUCUCCUCCUUACCCAGACUAUGACACCCAGUCCAUCACAGGGAAGAUGAUAUUAAAGUGUAAUGAGGGAUCCCCUAUUGCAUUCUAUAUUGUUGUUAGCUACUUGGGAGUUCUGGCCGCUCUGAGUUUCGUUGUUGCAUUUGCAGUAAGGAAGGUUCCUGACCGUUACAAUGAAGCCCAGAUGAUCACCUUCAGCAUGCUGAUGUUUUGCAGUGUCUGGAUCACCUUUGUCCCAGCCUACCUGAGUUCCAACAGCAAAUACAUGGUGGCUUUGGAGAUCUUCGCCAUCCUGACAUCCAGCAGUGGGAUACUGGGCUGUAUCUUCUUUCCCAAGUGUUACAUCAUCAUGCUGAGACCAGAACAGAAUGUGUGUUUGCUAAAACCCCGACCGCACUGUAACAUAGGUGUACAAUAUUAUUAA
Bombina bombina (fire-bellied toad) is the source of this 1992-nucleotide messenger RNA. Its product is annotated as vomeronasal type-2 receptor 26-like. The coding region runs from base 1 to 1992 and encodes 663 amino acids. Gene Ontology annotation, molecular function: G protein-coupled receptor activity. Lineage: Eukaryota; Metazoa; Chordata; Amphibia; Anura; Bombinatoridae. Gene Ontology annotation, biological process: G protein-coupled receptor signaling pathway. The record is from RefSeq and is a predicted model, not a curated record. Gene Ontology annotation, cellular component: membrane. The transcript is spliced from 7 exons.